AACGACGUCGUUUUAUUUAGCAGUUAUUAGCAGAGAGUGUCGAUCACUUCACCAUUUGAAUGCUGAUACAAUCCCGUCUUCCUCGAGACUAGAGAGAAGAUGAUGAAGAUGAAGAUGAAGACGAUAAUUGUAUUGGUUUUCUCAAUACUGGUGAUCUCAACAUGGCUACAAGUCUCUCACUGUUCGAAGAAACCGGUGGGAGUCGCCAGAAGAGACGACAUACCAUACAUCAAAUGCCAGGUCUGUGAAAAGCUGGCAGCGCAGUUGUACCACCAAGUGGAGAAGAAACAAGCCCAGAUCUCUCCCAAGAAGAUCUCGGAGUUUGAAAUCAUUGAGAUAUCGGAGAAUGUCUGUAAUUUGAAGAAGGAGGAAGCGGAUUGGAUUUUGCGGAUUGACAUUGUAGAACAAGGAGACAAGUUGAAGCUGGUUGAACAAGACUCUGAAGGGCAGUGCAAUUCAGAGUGCAAGACAAUUGAACGAGCUUGUCAAGAGGUCAUGGGGUAUUCUGACACCGAUGCUGCUGAAUAUGUUUAUAAAAACAAGCCUCAGAUCGAUUCAUUGGUGAAUUAUCUUUGCAAGGAUCUUACUAAAGCAUGCAGCGCAUCACCACCCCCAGUCCCUAAGGAUAGAACUCCAGGAGAACCUUUUGUUCCCAAAUCACUCAAAGAAGCUGAAAUGGAAAAGAUAAUGAAAUCCAUGGAGGGAAUGCCUGGAGCACCUGGCAUGAAAAUGUAUUCAAGGGAAGACUUGAUGAACAUGCAAAAUUUUGGAGAUGAAGAUGCGGACGAUGAUGAUGAUGAUGAGCCACACUUUCCAUCGAAAUUGGGAAAGAAUUUGAGAGCAAAAGAAAGCACGAAGCCAGACUGGAAACAUACUGUCACCAAAGGAAUCAAGGAGACAGGGCAGGCAUUGAAAAGGCAUGCUAGCAGAGUCUCAAAUCAGAUUCGGCAAUGGUGGAGAGGAAAGAUAACCAGUUCAAAGAAGAAUUCAAAAGCCCACAAGCCAGAGCUCUAGGAGCAUAGAAUGGACACCAUUGUGGGAACACCCUGAAAAGCCAAAGCUUUAAGAGUCCGUGCGGCACACCAUUCUGCUGAUAUUCUUGAGAUCUGUCUACCGUGUUAUUGUAAUGUUAGGCAUUUACACGCUCAGAAGUUUUGACUGUAGGUAUUGAGAACAAGAUGAAACCCAUCUUGUGAAACUUUUGAUGUGUAAUCCCGGGGAAUUCUGAUGCACUUUAUCAAAAACCAAGAAAAAAAAAAUGUGCCAUAUAAAACACUGAACCAAGAGUUGCAAAUGAUCAA
Messenger RNA from Vitis vinifera (wine grape), 1301 nucleotides. RefSeq lists its product as uncharacterized. The coding region runs from base 100 to 1014 and encodes 304 amino acids. NCBI's taxonomy places the organism in Eukaryota, Viridiplantae, Streptophyta, Magnoliopsida, Vitales, Vitaceae. The transcript is spliced from 7 exons. The record is from RefSeq and is a predicted model, not a curated record.